Caenorhabditis angaria is the source of this 1311-nucleotide messenger RNA. NCBI's taxonomy places the organism in Eukaryota, Metazoa, Nematoda, Chromadorea, Rhabditida, Rhabditidae. The record is from the annotation of a GenBank genome assembly.
AUGAUUUUCAUUAUAUUUUCAUUAUUCGCGUUAACAUCUGCCGGUAAAUUUUUUAAUAUUUCACAAAUAAGUUUUUUUAAUAUUUAGCAAAUGAAUGUCCAGAUGGAUGGAUUUUCAAUCAUGAUUUAGCCGAAUGUUUUUAUGUUUCUGAAAUUUUGUAUAGUUUCGACGAAAGUAUAAAAAUAUGUGAUUCAAUUGGUGGAAGUACUGUAACAGUUAGGAACUCGUUAGACAAUUCUGCUUUCAUUGGUAAGUUCAAAGUUUCUUUUUAAAAACGCAAAAAUGUUAUCAUAAAUUUUGCGCAGCUAUGUUUAACACGUCUGUUUUACAACCCUGGAUUGGAACUCGUCGAAAUACUACAUCAAACACAUUCUACAAUAUCGAUCAAUCAUAUUUUACUCCAUCUCUGUGGGCUGUGAAUGAACCAAGUGUAAAUGGAGAUUGUGUUACAUUUCGUGGAGUUCAAUCUACGGGUCUUCAAAUCACUCAAUGUUAUAGUCUUCAACCAGCAUUUUGCAAACAAGUUCCUGCAUUAUGUAAUAGUGGAACUUUUGGCGGAGCUUACACAAUGUCGGGUGUUGUCACAUCUCCUGGUUAUCCAACUCAAUACUACAAUAAUUUGAAGUGUAGUUAUCUCAUAAAUUGUAGGUUUUGUUUUAUUAUUUCCAUCAAAAGUUUUUGAAUUCCAGCUCCGAAUAAUACUUACAUUACAUUGAAUUUUGAUCCUUACCUAGUGGAAGCAUGGAACGAUAAUGUGAAAAUUUAUGAGGGGAAUCAAUCAGUCUAUCAAAAUUCUAUUGGAACGUAAGCCAUUUUUCCACAGUUGACUGUGAAAGUUAAAAAUAUUUCAGAGUACUGUCAUACAUGACUAGUUUUGAAUCUCAAGCAAAUCAAGUUUUGAUCACAUUUGAAACAAAUUAUCGAAUAACACAAAGAGGGUGGAACCUAUCAUGGAAAGCAAAAACAAUUCAACCAACAAUUUAUUUGAGUGGAAUGAGUGGCAAUUUUUCAUCACCAAAUUAUCCUGCUGAUUAUAACAAGUUUGACGAACAAGUUUAUAUUAUUUCGGCACCUUAUGGAACUCAAAUCAAUUUGACAAUUGAUGAUUUUGUCACAGAGAAAAAUCAUGACUACUUGGAUAUUUACACUGAAUUAAUGUCAAUGAAAAAUGAAACUUACGCCGCUCGAUUAUCUGGAAACAGUAUUGCACCAUACAAUUUUAUAAGUAAUGAUUAUUUCCUGGGGUUCAGGUUUGUCUCUGAUGGAUCUUUGAAUUAUCGCGGAUUUCAUGCCUAUUAUAAUGUUUUUUGA